UUUUAUCUCCCCCUUCCUCUCCUCUCUUUCCAAAUCCUCUCUCCGUCCAUUUCUUUUCUUUACCUUUCUAGUCAUGCCCUUUCUCCCGUCCCUCCCCUCACUAGUUUCCGAUAUCUCUCUCUAAACUUUUCUAAUCUUAGAAAAAUAUAGUAAUAGCAGAAGAAGCGGGAGAAAGAGAGAAAAAAGAGAGAGCGAGAGAGAUGUCGUUGGGGAAGAGGCCGAGGCCGUCGAUGUCGAUGAUGAGGCGGACGGCGAGCCUGACGGAGUUCGCGCCGGAGUUCCUCGCCGACGGUAGUGAGUCCCAGCCGCGGCCCAAUCAGGAAGCGACGCCCCACCCCCACCCCCACCCCCACCACUCCCGGGAGCGGGCGCGGUCCGAGGCAGCUGCGGCGCCGGCGGGGGCGCAUCGGGCGUACGGCGGGGCGGGGGCCGNCCUCCCGUCCCCCCGCCGCUCCGCCGCCGCCGGAAACCGCCGGAGCUCCGCCGACUUCGCCGCCGUCGAGACGGCCCCCUUCUUGCGCGCCUGCGGCCUCUGCAGGCGCCGCCUCGCCCCCGGCCGCGACAUCUUCAUGUACAGGGGCGACAUUGCGUUCUGCAGCCUGGAGUGUCGGCAGCAGCAGAUCAAUCAAGACGAGCGGAAAGAGAAGUGCUCUCUGACCUCCAUGAAGGAGGCCCCGCCGUCGACCAACGGCUCCGAGCAAUCCAGCAACGGCGAGACCGUCGCGGCCGCCUAGCUAGUUAGAUUCGUCCGCGGCCGCGAUAAACCUUUUUCCCUCUAUAGAAAUACCUCCCUCGAUCUCCUUAAUUGGCUGCAGCCUCCUGCGAAAAAUAUUAUAUAGCUGUUAUUUCGCCAUAAGGCGAAGCAAAAUUAGAUGAUGUUUUCUGGGUUGUAUGGAUCUCCAUCCAUUUUGCUGCACCUCAGUGCAUGUUAUUAGAAGCCUUACUACCGCGUAUAAUUUUCUCUGAUGCUUUUAGUAAUCUCCCAAAUUAAUUAAUCCUUUUGUUUUAGCUCUCUUUAA
Ananas comosus (pineapple) is the source of this 1019-nucleotide messenger RNA. RefSeq lists its product as uncharacterized. The transcript is spliced from 2 exons. The record is from RefSeq and is a predicted model, not a curated record. Lineage: Eukaryota; Viridiplantae; Streptophyta; Magnoliopsida; Poales; Bromeliaceae. Bases 201 to 734 code for a protein of 177 amino acids.